AUUUGAAAUUUAAAAUACAUGACCGUUGGGAAUUCUCCCAAGGAUAACCUGCGAAGAUAGAAAACCCACAAUCAAAAUCUAGUUUAAACUUGAUUUGCCCACAUUACCCAAUCAGCACCGUCUUCUCAUUCGAUUGAACUUUGUCUGAAUCCGUGCCUAUCUUCCCAUUCGAUUGAACCAACCACAACAAUGGGAAGGCUUGGAACAAGUGAUUACGAAGACCUCCGAAAUGCAAGAAUCUUGGAAAAUCAGGCUCGCAUGGCCACACUUGGACUCCACAAAACUGCUUCCGAGCUCCGCUCAAUCGCUUCCUCUGUAAAACCCACCAAUCUUAGAAAACACAGUAAAAAGGACUACACACUCACGCCAUUACGUCGCUCGGUUCGCUUAAAGCAUUCCGAUCAUCGCUUAAAGCAUUCUUCAACUGCCACCACCAACAAGAGGCCGAACCGCGUUUCUUUACGCCGGUCUUAUCGCUUGAGAGGAAAAGAAGGUGGUGUUUCAGAGGAGAGUGUAGAAGAAAGUGAAGAGAGUUAUGGUACUACUCCUAGUAGUGAAGAGAGGAGGCCUGCCAACAUGCCUUUGGUGAAAGUGGGUGGUUUGGAGCUUCAGCUUUCGCCGGAAUAUUCUGCCCGCCGCUGCGAUAGCAAAGGAAGGGGCAGUCUCUAUGACCCUGUCUAUGGAAUUUGCUGCCACUUCUGCAGGCAAAAGAAACUGUGCGGAGAAGAAGAUUGCAAGAGAUGUAGUGAUCUUGAUAUGGAUGAGCCAUGCAUAGGGAAGACGGAUUGUUCAGCUUGUCAUUCUAGCAAUGGUGUUCUCUGUCGAGCCUGUCUCAUGGUUCGGUAUGGUGAAGAGAUGGAUGAGGUGAGAAAGGACAAAGAAUGGAUGUGCCCCCAUUGUGUGGAAGAAAAAGGAAUUAACCCUUAUUGGAUAUGUAACAGUUCACUGUGCCUAAGGAAGCGAAAGAUGGUUCCAACUGGCAUUGCAAUAUUCAGAGCUCGGGAGAUGGGGUACAAAUCUGUGGCACAUCUACUAAUGGAUGAGCUUCAACGAACAAACAAGGUGAUUGCGUGAAGAUGAGGAGGUUGUUCUUUGUUCAAGAUCAGGAAGUAUUAGCAAGAAUAGAGAAGAUACGUGCAAUUGAAGAAUAGAACUGGCUGUUCUUACUUCUAAUGCGCAUUUUAACAUCAACUAUUUUGUUCCUGUAACAAAAAUUUAGGUCCUGGUAUUUUGUCCAUUUUCAACUG
Quercus lobata is the source of this 1247-nucleotide messenger RNA. RefSeq names its product cell division cycle-associated protein 7-like. The record is from RefSeq and is a predicted model, not a curated record. Gene Ontology annotation, cellular component: nucleus. The transcript has 7 exons. Gene Ontology annotation, biological process: regulation of DNA-templated transcription. NCBI's taxonomy places the organism in Eukaryota, Viridiplantae, Streptophyta, Magnoliopsida, Fagales, Fagaceae. Bases 190 to 1074 code for a protein of 294 amino acids.